This is a messenger RNA of Bombus huntii, 596 nucleotides long. Its product is annotated as zinc finger HIT domain-containing protein 1. Bases 2 to 466 code for a protein of 154 amino acids. Lineage: Eukaryota; Metazoa; Arthropoda; Insecta; Hymenoptera; Apidae. Gene Ontology annotation, molecular function: nucleosome binding. The record is from RefSeq and is a predicted model, not a curated record. Gene Ontology annotation, biological process: chromatin remodeling. Gene Ontology annotation, cellular component: Swr1 complex. The transcript is spliced from 2 exons.
UAUGGCUGCUCGAGAAUCUGGUAGAAUAAAAGAUGCAUAUCAAAAGAGAGUGCUUGAUGAAGCUGCUCGUAAACGUAGACAGAAGAAAGCAUUGGAGGCUUUGGAGCAAGAUAAUUUUCAUGAUGAUCCGCAUGCGGAUUUGGUAAUGAGCAAGAAAGUUCCAAAGUUUCAAGAGACUCUAGAUAAUAGAGGUGGUAGAAGAAAAAAGACCAGAUCAGCGGAGUAUUAUAAACAACGAUUUCGUAAAACUUUUGCUCAGUUAGUGGAAGAAGAUCUAAAUAUUAAUCCAAAUCCACCUAAUUAUGCAUCUGCUCAAGCACAACCAUCCCGAUUUCCAGAACGACAAUUUUGUGCAGUUUGUGGUUUCCCUAGUAAUUAUACUUGUAUUCCUUGUGGAGCUAGAUAUUGCAGUAUGAAGUGUCUAGGUACUCAUCUUGACACAAGAUGUUUAAAAUGGACAGCUUAAUAAGUAUGUGGUUAUCAUGAAGCUUAUAGUUCAAUAUUAUAAAUAAAACAUAUUUUUCUUAUUGUAAACGUAAUAAGACUAAUAUAUGUAAGAAAAAAGUAUUCAAUAAAAUUGUGUAUUUUUAUAUUAA